CUUCUAUCUCUUUCGCUCGCACCUCCCGACUUUCUCAAGGGGAAGUAAAAGGGAGGUGAAAAAUAGAAGAAAUGGCGACAAAUUCUUCUCGAGCGUACCCAAGCGCUUCAAGAAUCUCCGACUCCCCUUGUUAUCCUCAAUAUUCAGCCUCUCUCAAAUGCCUCGAGGAAUCCAACUCUGAUAAGAGCAAAUGCCAGCACCAUUUUGAUGUUUACAAGGAAUGCAAAAAGAAGGAGAGGGAAGCCCGAUUAGAACGCAACAGCAAGAGAUCGUUCUUUCAGUAAGAGCAAACAUUCCACACCAGAAAUGAUAGUGAUGUAAUAAGGUGAAUGAUGUCUUCCAAUUCUUCCUUUCCAAUGUGGGUAAAUACAAGUUUCACAUAUUCAUGGUGCGACGCUAUUUUUCAUGUUGUGCUAUGGGCGUCCAUUUCCAGUUUGGACGUAGAGAUGAAAGUCACUCUUGCUACUUUGUGAGUCUUAGUUCUGAAACGGGUUUUGAUGCAA
Magnolia sinica is the source of this 503-nucleotide messenger RNA. Its product is annotated as cytochrome c oxidase-assembly factor COX23, mitochondrial. The transcript is spliced from 3 exons. Lineage: Eukaryota; Viridiplantae; Streptophyta; Magnoliopsida; Magnoliales; Magnoliaceae. The coding region runs from base 72 to 284 and encodes 70 amino acids. The record is from RefSeq and is a predicted model, not a curated record.